CACGUGAUCUGGCGCCAAAACUUGGACGUUGAGUUGCGGAGCGCCGACUGGGAAAGUGGAUGGCAAGAUAGCUUUCGAAACUGACCCUUGUGGAUAUGAAGCUGAAAUUCGUGAAUGCCCAUUACUGUGCCGGCUGGAUAGCUAGCCGCGUUUUCUCAGCAAUUGACGAGUAAUGAGCUUGGCCUGAGAUUAAGGUCAAGAUGUCAUCCAAUGGCAGCGUGACCACAGUUCAGCUUCCGUCCAUCGGCCAGGCAGAGCAACCACAAAUCCACUUCUUACCAUGUGAGAUUGAGCAUGAUGGAGCAGCUCAGGUUUCUCACUAUUUCACGGCUGUAGUACAGGACCAUAAACACGAAAUUAGUGUGUCAUACAGGGGCCGUGAGCUCAAAGGGGCAGAGGUGAGCUGUCCAAAAGACUACACCGGUCUUGUGAUGAAAGAGGACCACAAGCCAUCCUCGGAUCAAGAGGAUCGAACGGUGAGGAUCUCUUCAACAUUUCACCGCUUCUCCUAUUGGAAUCUUACGACCCAACCCAGCCCUGAUGAUGGUGUUGUCAUGUCAAUGACAUGGCCAACAUUAGCAGAAGCAAUUCAUGGGUCUGUAGACGACUGAUGGAAGGCUGGGAAGAUGACCUAUGGCCUGCUGUCCAACUGCACUGUUCCCUUUCCAUAGCUGUGGUGACAGGAUUCUUAGUACCUAUAGUCAAGCCACAUAAGCAAGCUGGCCGAAUUCUUCCUUAUUCCAGAAUCGAUAUGGGUCUAGCUUACACAUGCCAUGAUAGGCGAGCUGGCUUCUUUUAAACUAUGCCAAUUUACCUAUUAAAACAGCUGACAUUGCAGAACAGAAGCACAUCAUUCUGCAGCAGUUACAUUUAUUCUCUCUCUCUCCUAGUACAUGUCAUGUCUACUGUGAGAGGCUGGAUGUCAUAAGGCAGAUUUAAGAACAAGUACUUAUGGAGUAAAAGCUGUAGUGAAGAUCUGACAGUUCUAAAUGUCGUGUGUCGCGCUAGCAGUGCUGUGGGAGUUCUGGCUUGUUUCUACAGCUUUAGUGUAGCUUUCGUUUGGCUGAACCUGUGUUUUUUUUUUUUCAUGUUAUCCCUGAAGGUUGAUUUUAAUAAAUCAUUUUAAUUAAA
Molecule: messenger RNA, 1131 nt
Organism: Paramormyrops kingsleyae
Lineage: Eukaryota; Metazoa; Chordata; Actinopteri; Osteoglossiformes; Mormyridae
Gene: rnaseh2c
Product: ribonuclease H2, subunit C
Biological process (GO): RNA catabolic process
Cellular component (GO): ribonuclease H2 complex
Source: RefSeq, a predicted model, not a curated record